Messenger RNA from Entamoeba invadens IP1, 657 nucleotides. RefSeq names its product Rho GTPase, putative. Gene Ontology annotation, molecular function: GTP binding; GTPase activity. NCBI's taxonomy places the organism in Eukaryota, Evosea, Mastigamoebida, Endamoebidae. The coding region runs from base 1 to 657 and encodes 218 amino acids. The transcript has a single exon. The record is from RefSeq and is a predicted model, not a curated record. Gene Ontology annotation, biological process: small GTPase-mediated signal transduction.
AUGGCACAGAGUAUUGACUAUUGUAAGAAUGAAAUAAAAGUGAUGUUGCUUGGAGAUGAAAAGGUUGGGAAGACAUCUCUUUUGAACUUUUAUUAUAACACAAUGCAAACGCCACAACUGUUUAGUAUCACACAAAGAUUUUUAAAAGUGAAAGAGAUUUUUGAAAAUAAAGAAUACAUGUUGAACGUCUUUGAACCACAUUGUGGAGACAUUUUCGAUUUUGUGAGAAGACUGGACACGACAGAUGUGCAAGUGUUUGUGUUGUGUUAUGCUGUUGAUUCAAGAAACUCGUUUGAAAGAAUUGAAGAAAAGUGGGUUGGUGAAGUGCAUUGGUUUGUAGAGAGCAUCCCUUUCAUUUUAGUUGCAACAAAAACUGAUUUAAAAAUCUCUGAUUUUGUUAUUGAAUAUGAGAGUAGAUUAUGCGAUUUUGUAAGCACCAAAGAGGGAAUGAUGCUUGCAAAGAGGAUUGGAGCAUUCGCGUUUUAUGAAGUCUCAAGGAAUGGGUUUUUUAAUGUAUCAAAAGUAUUCAAAAAGUGUUGUGAAUUGAGUGAGUUGUAUGAUGUCCCAUACCAGGAAACAUAUAAAAAUAGUGAAUACACACUUGGUUGCUUUAAAAAGACAAAAGCUGUAAGAAAGACAAAGAAAGAAGUAAUGUAA